Acanthochromis polyacanthus (spiny chromis) is the source of this 1373-nucleotide messenger RNA. RefSeq names its product tumor protein p53 inducible protein 3 (gene tp53i3). The transcript is spliced from 7 exons. NCBI's taxonomy places the organism in Eukaryota, Metazoa, Chordata, Actinopteri, Pomacentridae. Gene Ontology annotation, molecular function: quinone binding; quinone reductase (NADPH) activity; NADPH binding. The coding region runs from base 163 to 1260 and encodes 365 amino acids. The record is from RefSeq and is a predicted model, not a curated record.
GUCUUUGGUUAGAGAGCCUCCCCCUCUGGAGUUUGAUCCCUCCCGCGCCAGACUGAGUCCAGUGUUGAAGAUGGCUCAACAAAACUUCCCAAAAAGUCUCUCAGUCUCCUCAAAGCUGAUGAGCUGUUGACUCUGCAGCCUGUUGCCACUGCUAAAACUCAAAUGCAUCGCAUCCUGCAAACUGGAAGAUUUCUGUUAAGAAGCCAAACAGCCUGGCACAAGUGUUCGAGUGUUGCUAAUAUGAUGCAGGCGGUGUGUGUUGACGUACCUGGAGGUCCAGAGAGUUUGUUACUGCGAAGUGUCUGCAGACCUCAACCUAAAGAUGGAGAAGUCCUGAUCAAAGUUCACGCAGCUGCUCUCAACAGGGCAGAUUUACUACAGAGACGAGGCCUUUACCCGCCUCCCCCAGGUGAGAGUGACAUCAUGGGCCUGGAGGUCGCCGGCACUGUGGAUUCUCUGGGUCCACGAGUGAAAAUGGCCUGGAAACCAGACGACCGGGUCAUGGCUCUGCUCUGUGGAGGAGGAUAUGCAGAAUACGUUUCUGUCCCUGAAGAGCUUCUCAUGUCUGUUCCCUCUAAUCUGACCCUCGGCCAGGCUGCUGCCAUCCCAGAGGCCUGGCUCACCGCGUUUCAGCUGCUGGUUUUUAUAGCCCAGGUGAAGGAGGGUGAGGUGGUUCUGGUUCAUGCUGGAGGCAGUGGAGUCGGAACCGCCGCCGUCCAGCUGGUUCGUCUGUUUGGUGCCGUUCCAGUCGUCACUGCAGGGAGCGAAGAGAAACUGAAGAUGGCCGAGAACCUGGGCGCAGCAGCUGGAUUCAACUACAGAGAGGAGAGUUUUGCAAAAGGAGUUCAGGACUUCACAGGAGGUAAGGGGGCGAACGUCAUCCUGGACUGCAUCGGUGGCUGCAACUGGGAGCAGAAUGUGAGCUGUUUAGCUGUGGACGGUCGCUGGGUUCUGUACGGUACGAUGGGAGGCCGAACCGUGGAGGGAGACCUGCUGGGUAAACUGCUCUCCAAACGAGGCCACUUGCUCAGCAGCCUCCUUCGAUCUCGCAGCCUACAGUACAAAGCGGACCUGGUAAAGGCGUUUUCACACAGAGUUUUACCACAUUUCUCAGAUCAGUCGGCUUCCUUGAGGCCAGUGAUCGACAGCAGCUUCAGCCUGGAGGAUGUCGCAGAGGCUCAUCGACACAUGGAGGCAAACAGAAACAUGGGAAAGAUUAUUAUUAAUGUGGUUCCACCGAACAGGGAACUCAGUGAUUAAAACCUGCAGUAAAAUGCAAUGAACAGUAUGUUUUAUGAAUGUUACAACACAGUUACACAUGAAAUCUGUCAUGUAGAUAUGCAUUAUCCACCAAUAAAAUGGUUUAAAUACAA